UCAACCCCGCCGAACGCAUCGAUUCAAUCGCUGACAAGAAGCUCAAACGAUCCUCAUCAGAAUAAGAGAUAUCUUGGAAUUUUGUUCGUUGUUCAUCAGAAGUUUCAAUGUUGUCUUGAGGAUUUAGGCCGAGCGGUCUAUACUGUGGUGGCGGGAGCGGUGGCGUGCGUUCUCGCAUUUUAA
Messenger RNA from Bipolaris zeicola 26-R-13, 183 nucleotides. RefSeq lists its product as uncharacterized. The transcript has a single exon. NCBI's taxonomy places the organism in Eukaryota, Fungi, Ascomycota, Dothideomycetes, Pleosporales, Pleosporaceae. The annotation marks the transcript as partial. The record is from RefSeq and is a predicted model, not a curated record.